Prunus armeniaca (apricot) is the source of this 750-nucleotide messenger RNA. NCBI's taxonomy places the organism in Eukaryota, Viridiplantae, Streptophyta, Magnoliopsida, Rosales, Rosaceae. The record is from the annotation of a GenBank genome assembly.
AUGGCUUUAAACUACCUUAUGUGGAAUGGAUAUUUGGUUCGAAAAAGCAAGGACGAGGUACUUCUGAGGUGCCUUGGAAAGCAAGAAUACAUGAAGGUCAUGGGAGAAACCCAUGAAGGAAUCUGUGGAGCUCAUCAAGGUGGAAGGAAAAUGUGCUGGUUAAUUAGAAGGUAUGGCUCCUUCUGGCCAACCAUGAUGAAAGAUUGCAUUGACUAUUACAAGGGAUGUGAGGCUUGUCAAAGGCACGGCCCAAUCCAGCAAGCUCCUUUAGUUCCCAUGAAUCCAGUAGUCAAACCAUGGCCAUUCAGAGGAUGGGCAAUGGAUCUCAUUGGCAAGAUCUAUCCAGCCAGUAGCAAGCAACACUGUUUUAUCAUUGUAGCUACAGACUAUUUCACCAAAUGGGUGGAAGCCAAGCUUGUUAAAUCCACUACAUCUCAAGAAAUUAUCACCUUCAUAGAAAAGCAUAUCAUACAAAGGUUUUGCAUUCCAGAAUCAAUCACAACUGACAGGGGAUCUUCUUUCAUAUCUGGAGAGAUGCUAGAUAUGGCAGAAGCGUUCAAAUUCAAGCUGCUUCAAUCCACUCCUUAUUAUGCUCAAGCCAAUGGGCAGGUAGAAUCAAGUAACAAGGUUAUCAUCAACAUUAUCAAGAAAAUGCUUGAGAAAAAUCCAAAGCAGUGGCAUGAGAAAUUGUCAAAGACUUUGUGGGCAUAUAGAACUUCAAAGAGAAAGGCAACUGGCAUGACCCCAUAA